CACUAAUGAGCAUCCUUGUACUUGUCUGUUCUGUAAGAAGUGGGAUGGGUAGAACUUGUCUAACGUGUAAGGAUGUAACUUCGGAUGAUUUUGAUAUGGAACUUGGCGGCAGUGAAUAUGAAUCGUGUACAGACAACCCGGGCGACAUGGAAUGCCCUGAUGGAAUCUCAACGUGCAUGACUGGGGUCAUCAUUGUUCGAUAUGGACUCGAAUCAGGCCAAAACGUGACCUUCCGCGAUGAGAAACGAGCAUGCGCACCAGAAGAGAUACUUGCUUCAAUAUCUCCUGGAGACCAGUGCUUAAACCGGUCUGUCAUCGAUUCCUACUUCUCUGCCAACGAUCCAGCAGAACUUUACCCAAACGAUGGCGGUAUGACGUUCCAUGGCAUCGUCAACGCAACCUUCUGUGUGUGUGACAGCAGCGAUAGAUGCACACCGCCAUCUCCCGACGGCGAGGGUCCACCGAGAGGAAGCACUGACACAAUAGACACCGUUACGCAACGUCAAGUCACGUCAGCUAGAUCAGGAAUGGGUAGAACUUGUUUAACCUGUAAGGAAGUAACUUCUGAUGAUAUUGAUAUGGAACUUGGUGAAAGUGAAUAUGAAUCCUGCAUAGACAACCCGGGCGACAUGGAAUGUCCUGAUGACAUCUCAACGUGUAUGACUGGGGUCAUCAAUGUUAGAUAUUACAAUCGAGAAACUAGUCAAAAUGUGACAUUCCGCGAUGAGAAACGUGCCUGCGCUCCUGAAGAGGUCGUCGGCUCUAUUCCCUCUGGAGAUCAUUGCGUAGAUCAAACCGUGGUCGAGUCCUACUUCUCUACCAACGAUCCCGCCGAACUGUACUCUGACAUGGGCAUCAUGGAGUUCCGUGGUAUAGUGGACGCAACCUUCUGCGUCUGUGACAGCGGCGACAGAUGCACACCACCUUCACCCAGUGACGGUCAAAACGAAGGCUCGAUGGGACAAGGAAUGGGUAGAACUUGUUUAACCUGUAAGGAAGUAACUUCUGAUGAUAUUGAUAUGGAACUUGGUGAAAGUGAAUAUGAAUCGUGCACAGACAACCCGGGCGACAUGGAAUGUCCCGAUGGCAUCUCAACAUGUAUGACUGGGGUCAUCAAUGUUAGAUAUUACAAUAUAGAAACUGGUCAAAAUGUAACAUUCCGCGAUGAGAAACGUGCCUGCGCUCCUGAAGAGGUCGUCGGCUCUACUCCCUCUGGAGAUCAUUGCGUAGAUCAAACCGUGGUCGAGUCCUACUUCUCUACCAACGAUCCCGCAGAACUGUACCCCGAUAUGGGCAUCAUGGAGUUCCGUGGUAUAGUGGACGCAACCUUCUGCGUCUGUGACAGCGGCGACAAAUGCACACCACCUUCGCCCAGCGAUGGUCUAAACGAAGGCUCGAGGGGACAAGGUGAGGGGGAUCCAAGAAUAUGCAUCGAAUGCAAGGAGGUGACUUCAACCGGUGACGUUAUACAUCCUGGUGAGACUGAUAUUGUCUCGUGCUCGGACAACCCCGAUGAAAUGGUGUGCUCCGACGGCAUCUCUACAUGUAUGACUGGGAUUGUUAACGUCUUAUAUGUACUGGAAUCUGGUCACACCAUCACCGUAACUGACAAACGACGCGCCUGCGCCCCACCAGACGUUGUUGCUUCGAGUCCUUCAGGAGAUGUCUGCGCUCCCAAAUCGGUGGUCGAAGAUUACUUUUCAGACAACCCUCCUGAUGAGCUGUACCCUAAUACAGAGGAAAUGACUUUCUAUGGUAUCUUAAAUGCAACGUUCUGUCUAUGUGAUAGCGCCGACAGGUGUACCCCUCCCUCCCCAGAGGCUAGGCAUGUAAGUGGAGGGUCUGGUAGUAGAAUCGGAGCGACUACGCCAAAGAGUAGCAGUCGAAGCCUUAAAGCUUCCGAGGUUGUUGCUUUUCCAUUUAUCGUAGUUAUAUUACUCUCUGUUUUGGGUUAGAGGUAGGUCUAGGUGGUAGAAGCGUAGUAUUUUAAUUCACUAAAUUUGUUUUAAUAUACUUUUAUAUGAUUCUGCAUCUAUUAUGCAAUGUAAAUAAUACCCUACCGUUUGACAUCCCUUCUUUCUUUCUCUUGUGCUGUAUUUGUGUUACAGGCGUAUCCCACCACCAGACCACAAGCUUUUACUUUUAGGAAAUCACACCUUCUUUUAACAAAGCUUUUAUACAAUUACGCUCUUUUAUGAUAAAUGUUUCUAUGGAUUAUAUUGGAAAAUUAUAUUUUAAGGAAAUGGAAAAAAAUAAAUGCAUAUUUAAUUGGAAAAAAAAUUAUCAAACAUGUUAUCAAAGAUAUAAUGAUACUGGUCUCUGUCAUAAAAUUACGCAUGAUCCAAAAAUGUAGAUCCAUCUAUUUAGACAAGUUCGUUUUAAGAACAAGUAAUAAUUUCUCAGGCAUUGUGUCAUUAUGCUUUUAAUUAUUGUACAUUCUACUUCCAGCCUUUGGCUGCGAAUGAAUUUUAAAUAAAGCAUAACCACACCAUACUAUUGCGACUAACAAAUAUAAUAUGCAUUUAUACACUUUUUUAUAUUUUGUAAUGAAAGCACUGCUGUUGUUAUUUGUAAAUAUAUACUUUGCAUGCACUCGUAUAUCAUUUAGUGGUGUUGUGCACGAUUGGAUAAGUUUCUGGACUAUCAGCAACGAAGCCCAGGGUUCGAAUCCAACCACAGAACUCUCGUCGUUUUGGCAAUAUGUGUAUUAAUAUUUGCCACUCUCAACCCAAAUUUAGCAUGAAUGAGUAUCCGAUAGUAAGAAUUUAAUUGAAAGCUCGAG
Molecule: messenger RNA, 2782 nt
Organism: Lytechinus variegatus (green sea urchin)
Lineage: Eukaryota; Metazoa; Echinodermata; Echinoidea; Temnopleuroida; Toxopneustidae
Exons: 10
Coding region: 6-1955 (649 amino acids)
Source: RefSeq, a predicted model, not a curated record